Messenger RNA from Ceratitis capitata (Mediterranean fruit fly), 2064 nucleotides. Its product is annotated as transcription factor glial cells missing-like. The coding region runs from base 1 to 1488 and encodes 495 amino acids. NCBI's taxonomy places the organism in Eukaryota, Metazoa, Arthropoda, Insecta, Diptera, Tephritidae. Gene Ontology annotation, molecular function: DNA-binding transcription activator activity, RNA polymerase II-specific; RNA polymerase II cis-regulatory region sequence-specific DNA binding. The transcript is spliced from 2 exons. Gene Ontology annotation, cellular component: nucleus. The record is from RefSeq and is a predicted model, not a curated record. Gene Ontology annotation, biological process: gliogenesis; regulation of transcription by RNA polymerase II.
AUGAUAAAAAACAACAAGCGGGCUACACAUUGUCUACUACCGAGUCCGGCACCAUUGCAAUUGCGGACAGACAUUUCCUGGGACAUAAAUGAUGUGAUUAUACCAAUUGUUGAUAAAUUCGAUGAGUUUGAUGAGUGGGUCGACGGGCAUCGACGUCUGGUGUAUUCGGCAUCUAAUGAAGACGCUAAGAAGCAUUUGUCUGGCUGGGCCAUGCGUAACACAAACAAUCACAAUAUUAAUAUUUUAAAGAAAAGCUGUUUAGGCGUACUUUAUUGCACAGCCAAAUGCAAAUUAUCAAAUGGUAACAGCAUAAAUUUGCGACCUGCAAUUUGUGAUAAAGCUCGGCGUAAACAACAGGGUAGACAGUGCCCUAAUCGAAAUUGUUCAGGUCGACUGGAAAUACAACCUUGCAAAGGGCACUGUGGAUAUCCAGUCACUCAUUUUUGGCGUCGGACUAAUAAUGCCAUUUUGUUUCAAGCAAAAGGAACCCACGACCAUCCAAAACCAGAAGCAAAGGGUUCAACUGAAACAAGGCGCCUCUUUGGCAGCAGUCGACGAGCUCGAAAUUCAUCUAUAAUGCUUACUCAUGGAAAAAUAGCACGCAAUUUAGACAGUAAACACCAAAGUAUUACGGGAUGCUUGAUAAAUACACCUAUUAGCUUGAAAACUGAAGAAAAAGCACAGCAUACUUCAAAUUAUUGUGGUAUUCCUGAUACCUGUCACAACGUCUUUCCAUUAGCUCAAAACGAAAAUAACCCAGAACAGCCUAUGAUUUUGCCAGCUAAUGCUACAUCUUUUAUGUCCUCAAAUUUAUGCUUUAAUUCUGCAACAUUUACGAGCAACUCGAACUUUAGCCAAUUAACCUCUUCAUCUAAUUAUCAUAGGCAAGACAAUACUUCCUAUGCAAUGCUCGAAAAUAGUCCAUCCCCAGCAGCUGUAUCAUCUUCAGUUUCCCUCUAUUAUUCACCCAUGCAACGACAACAGAAACAUUUUUCCGGCAAAAUGAAAACAAUCGAUUCAAAUGCGACAAAUGAUGCCCAAUUUCAUACCCCGGUAUAUCAUGAUUCACAUCGUGGUAUUAAUGAAAACUACGAUGACACAUCUAGUGUGACUUCCAGUUCUGGGUAUAACUCAGACGAUUAUUACUAUUCCUGCUUUGUACCAUGUUCUUCGUCUUCCAACGCAUUUUCUAUUUCAAACAACCAACGACAAGAAUUGGCCAGAUCGGUUGCCUACUUCGCUGCGCAGACCACUGAAAUAUUUAAUACAGUAUUUGAGCCCACACCCAUGCAACAAAUUCCCUUUUCUCAUGUCUCGAGAGAUCUACAUACAGCUUGUAUUGAGGAAUACCAAAACCCAAACUCUUCAGGAAAAGAGGCCGAUAAUUACCAAAUACAGUACCAGUACGCAGCCGACAGCAAUGCCAAUUCCGAGUUUUACUAUUGUAAUUCCGGUAAUGAUAAUGGCUCUUGGAAUGUUUGUAUUUAAAUAUGAUCUAAUAAAAAAUUGUGAAACAAGAAAGAACUAGCUGAAGAUUCUUUACUUGAAUAGUUAUAUCUGAAUAUUUAGGCAUAUUUAUACACUGACGUCGAUUUUAUUUUGCAAGGAUAACAUUUUUAUUGAACCACGUUCGGCGAGGCAAAAAGCCAGUAAAAUUUGCGCUGAGAGAGCACAAUUUUGACAUUUCGUCAUAGGCUAGUCCUUACCGAUUUUGCUCUCCGAACAGAGAUCCGUAGUUUUCUUGAUAAAAAAAUCCACCAUCCAGAAGUACACCGGCUAUAAAUACACAGAUAACGGUUGCAUGUUUGUAAGAAUAUAAAAAAUCGAAGAACUAGAAGAGUAGACAUACUCAUCUCGGCGGAUAACUCUAGUAAUAUUUAAGGUAUCUUGAGGAAAAUUGAUAUACGGGUUCAAUCGACAUAAGAAUGAUUGGUAUUAGGGGAAAUCCGAUAAUCCCAAUUCGCUAUUACCUUUUAGCUUAUUAGUUUAAUAUAUAAUGUUAUGUUUGUACAUACUUGUAUUUUCACAUUUCUAACAGAACCAUUAUAUGUAUGUAUAUUCAAG